Hordeum vulgare subsp. vulgare (domesticated barley) is the source of this 651-nucleotide messenger RNA. RefSeq lists its product as uncharacterized. NCBI's taxonomy places the organism in Eukaryota, Viridiplantae, Streptophyta, Magnoliopsida, Poales, Poaceae. Bases 1 to 651 code for a protein of 216 amino acids. The transcript has a single exon. Gene Ontology annotation, biological process: regulation of DNA-templated transcription. Gene Ontology annotation, molecular function: protein dimerization activity. The record is from RefSeq and is a predicted model, not a curated record.
AUGUAUCCAUCCAUCGACAUUGCUUGCCACAGCAAGCACAUCCCUGUCCCUGCUAGAGCAAAGCAUAAAAGAGAAGAUAUAGAAGCCAUGAAAGAUCUUUACACCAGCACCAAGUCCUUCAAGCAAGCUUUCCUCAAGAACCUCCUCCUCGCCCUGCACCUCCAAGCACGCACAUCAUCCUUCGUCAACGGCGCCAUGAGCCUCCACAUGAGGAAGUGUGCCUUCAUGUCCUCCGCCGACCUUGCCAUGGCGGUCGCACGUAGCGCCUCCUGCACCGAUGCGAAGUGGCCCAAGGCCAUCAUGGCCUUGGCCUCUGCGGCUCCCUCACCGUCGUCCGGCCCUUGCAAGAUGCAGAGGUGCAGGAGGAUCGUGAGGAGGUGCUGCCGCCGGAAGAGGAUCAGCUGGGGGAGAUCAGGCCGCCCCGGUGGUGCCGACGUUACAGGGAGGCUGGUGAGGAGCAGGAUCAUGGCGCUGAGGGAGGUGAUACCGGGAGGCCGGGACUCUGCCGUCGAUGAGGCCGCUCUGUUGCGCGAGGCCAUGGACUACGCCGUGCACCUGCACGCUCAGGUCGACGCGCUCCGCCAGCUCUCUGAAGCCGUGCAAACAUCUAGCUCCAGUGAUUCUAACCGUGCACUUAGAAAGGAGGCAUGA